Molecule: messenger RNA, 4540 nt
Organism: Bubalus bubalis (water buffalo)
Lineage: Eukaryota; Metazoa; Chordata; Mammalia; Artiodactyla; Bovidae
Gene: RUFY2
Product: RUN and FYVE domain containing 2
Exons: 18
Coding region: 338-2158 (606 amino acids)
Cellular component (GO): cytoplasm
Molecular function (GO): metal ion binding
Source: RefSeq, a predicted model, not a curated record
GGAACCCUAGUGCUCCGGAGAAGCCCACAAAUAAGAGAUCAGAGUCCGCCUUCUGGCUCCACAACCCGAGGUCUCCCUCACGCUCCUUCUCCUUCCGGUCCAGCUGGACGCGGAGAGGCUCAGCGAGGGCGGAUUUCUCCGAGGCUGGCUGCAGGCUCUUAGAGUCCCCCGCCCGACGCGGGCGCCGCAGUACCACCUGGGCGUCCUCCCGCCGCCGGGAGCGCUGUGGGCCGCAGCGGGCCUGGUUGCAGACGCCGUGGCGGCCGCCGCGCGCCUGAAGGGAGCUGCUGGCGGGGCCCAGGGAGUCCCCGCCCGAGACUGUAUCGCCACCGCCGCCAUGGCUACAAAAGACCCCACAGCUGUAGAGAGAGCAAACUUGUUAAACAUGGCUAAACUCAGUAUCAAAGGACUCAUUGAAUCUGCUCUAAGCUUUGGCCGCACUUUGGAUUCUGAUUAUCCCCCCUUGCAGCAGUUCUUCGUUGUUAUGGAACAUUGUCUGAAACACGGUCUUAAAGUGAGAAAAUCAUUUCUAAGUUAUAACAAAACUAUCUGGGGCCCUUUGGAACUGGUGGAGAAGCUAUACCCAGAAGCAGAGGAAAUAGGAGCUAGUGUCCGGGAUUUACCUGGUCUUAAGACCCCCCUGGGUCGUGCAAGAGCGUGGCUUCGAUUAGCCCUCAUGCAGAAAAAAAUGGCUGAUUACCUGCGUUGCUUAAUUAUUCAAAGGGAUCUCUUGAGUGAAUUCUAUGAGUAUCAUGCACUAAUGAUGGAAGAAGAAGGAGCAGUAAUUGUUGGGCUGCUGGUUGGCCUGAAUGUGAUAGAUGCUAAUCUGUGUGUAAAGGGAGAGGAUUUAGAUUCACAAGUUGGAGUGAUUGAUUUUUCAAUGUAUUUAAAGAAUGAAGAAGAUAUUGGAAAUAAAGAAAGGAAUGUUCAAAUUGCUGCAAUAUUAGACCAGAAGAAUUAUGUUGAAGAAUUAAAUAGACAACUGAACAGCACAGUCAGCAGUCUCCAUUCAAGAGUUGACUCAUUAGAAAAGUCAAAUACUAAGCUGAUUGAAGAGUUAGCAAUAGCAAAGAAUAAUAUCAUUAAACUCCAAGAAGAAAAUCAUCAAUUACGAAGUGAAAAUAAAUUGAUUUUAAUGAAAACACAGCAGCACCUAGAGGUUACCAAAGUAGAUGUGGAAACUGAGCUUCAAACAUAUAAGCAUUCCAGGCAAGGGCUAGAUGAAAUGUAUAAUGAAGCCAGAAGGCAGCUUCGAGAUGAAUCUCAGUUAAGACAAGAUGUGGAGAAUGAGCUGGCAGUACAAGUUAGUAUGAAACAUGAGAUUGAACUUGCCAUGAAGUUGUUGGAGAAAGAUAUCCACGAGAAACAAGACACACUGAUAGGCCUUCGACAACAACUGGAGGAAGUUAAAGCAAUUAACAUAGAAACAUAUCAGAAGUUGCAGGGUUCUGAAGAUGGUUUGAAAGAAAAAAAUGAAAUAAUUGCCCGACUAGAAGAAAAAACCAGUAAAAUUACUGCAGCCAUGAGGCAGCUGGAACAAAGAUUGCAGCAAGCAGAGAAGGCGCAAAUGGAAAUUGAAGAUGAGGACAAGAAAUAUCUACAAGAGUAUCAGAGUAAAUUCGACAGUCUGCAGAAACAAAUCUCCCAAAAGGAGAAACAGCUGGCACAACUGGAAACCGAUCUGAAGAUUGAGAAGGAAUGGAGACAGACUUUGCGGGAAGAUCUUCAAAAGGAGAAAGAUACUGUAUCUCAUCUCAGAAAUGAGACCCAACAGAUCAUUACUCUUAAAAAAGAGUUCCUUAACCUCCAGGAUGAAAAUCAGCGGUUGAAAAAAAUAUAUCACAAACAGGAGCAAGCUCUUGAAGAACUUGGCAACAAACUUAGCGAAUCAAAACUUAAAAUCGAACACAUGAAAGAAGCCAACAAAGCAUUGCAGGGACUGGUUUGGUUGAAAGACAAAGAAGCAACACAUUGUAAACUUUGUGAAAAGGAAUUCUCACUGUCUAAGAGAAAGCACCACUGUAGAAAUUGUGGGGAAAUUUUCUGUAACGCCUGUUCUGACAACGAACUGCCUUUGCCUUCUUCACCGAAGCCAGUACGGGUUUGUGAUUCCUGUCACGCAUUACUAAUUCAAAGAUGCUCAUCUAACUUGCCAUAAUAUUCCAGAACUAAUGUAUGAAAAGUACCUACAAUGAAUGAUGAAUGUUACAUAUGAACGUGUGUACAAUGUAUUCAGACAGCCCUUAAGCAGCUUUCAGACAGCAUUGGUACCAGUUUUACUUUCACAUAUUCAACUCACAAGAACUCUUAAUGUAUGAGAUUUCCUUUGCCAUUUUUAUUCAAAAAUAACAGGGCAUGCUUUAAAGUAACCUUAGCUAAUUCCUGACUGUAGUUACCAUGUAACUCUUUUCUUAAUGCCAUGGAGAGGCCAGAGAGCAUAGCCUACAUGUUUGCCUUAUUCUGUAAAGUGAAGUCGAUCAGUUGUGUCCGACUUUUUGCAACCCCAUGGACUCUAAGAGUCGGACACGACUGAGCAACUGACUUCACUUUACAGAAUAAGGCAAACAUGUAGGCUGUGCUCUCUGGCCUCUCCAUGGCAUUAAGAAAAGAGUUACAUGGUAACUGCAGUCAGGAAUUAGGCUAAGGUUACUUUAAAGCAUGCCCUGUUAUUUUUGAAUAAAAAUGGCAAAGGAAAUCUCAAAUUAUACACUGAGUUCCUGUGAGUUGAAUAUGUGAAAGUAAAACUGGUACAGAUGCUGUCUGAGUAGUUAUUAUGUAACUUUUUUCUUAGUGCCAUGGAGAGGCCAGAGAGCAUAGCCUACAUGUUUGCCUUAUUUUGCAAAGGCCUUCUUAAAAAUAGGGUUUCAGAUUAUUAUUCUCCAGAUUGUCAAAUUGAUAUUUGAUGGUGCCUGUAAUUUUUUAAUGCACUUUAAAGCCUCACAGUUCCAAGAACGACUGGAAAUGCACAUUUUAGAAGUAUUACUAUUUCAACAGGUUUUUCAUUAGCUUGGUAAAGUGUCAACUGUAUUUAUUUGCUUCCCCUCUGCCAAUUUUGCAUUAGAAAAUGCCUUCUUUCUCUAUAGUCAAUGUGGUAUUUUGCUGAACUUUCAGAUAUAGUGGUUGAAAGGUAUUAUUUUGUCUCCAAAUAUUUUGAAAAUGUUAUAUCCAUUUCUUAGGGGGGACUCACACCUUUAAAAGUCAAAACACAGGAACAACUCUGGCAGUCUAGUAAAGACUCCACACUUGCACUCCAAGGGGGCACAGGAUGGAUCCCUGGAUUAAGAUCCUGCAUACCACAUGGGCAUGGCCAAAAAAAAAGUCAAAACAUAAAUUUUCCUAGAAAAAAAUGUAAUAGCCAGGAUUAUAGGCUCCUGAUUUUCCCUUAGCAUUUAAGGAGAAAUCUAAAAUACAGUUAAACUUUGCCUUUGAUUAUGACAGGUUUGAGUAAAAAAAGUUCUGUAUUACCUUUCCAGCCCAGUAACUUUUAGGAAGCAUUACACUGUGGCAGUCUACUACAGUCGAGUAAAAUACCAUUUAUUAGCACCUCCAAAGCCAGGGCCUAGAGCCCUGCCAUUACAUAUAUACUUGAACUAUUUCAAGCAUAAAGUCAGUAAACACUAAUCCCUGUUAAUAGUUUAUAGCAUACCAAGAAUUUAAUUAAUCUUUAAAACUACCCUUGCAUAAUUAACCGUUUCAACAGCACCACCACUUGGGGUUCUACUUUUUUAAGUCUUAAUUUAAGUCAUGCACUUUUGAGUUUGUACCUUUUAAACAUGCCAUUAUUGGUAUCCACAUUACUCCUAAGAGCACUACUAAAUAAAGCAUGGCUACUCCCUCCCCACUAAGAUAGCACUGCUUAUUCUACAGGAUCGUUAUUAUCCUGAGUACAUACUUCUGUUGAGGUUUAAAAUUAAUUUUCUAAGUUGCCAAAGUAUGAAACCACUGUUUUACUUUCAGAUUUCUUUUCCAUAAUCCAGUCAGUUUUUAGUCUUCAAUCAGAAUGGACAUAUAGAUUUAUAGGUGGUCUUUAAUGCUCUGAUAGGAGUAUUUGAAACAUGAAUUAUAUUCUUUGAACUGUUUUGUACUGAUGGGAUGGGUUAACAUUUUUAUGACGCGAAUAAGCAAAAAUGAAAAAUAUCAAGUGCUGUUUUUUAUUAUUGUGCUUAAACUUUAAAAUGUGAUUCUCUUAAAUACCAACCCUGGUUUCAUUCAACAAAUAAACCAUGAUUUUUAGUCCCAAUUUAAAUUCUUCACCACUCCUGUUAUUGCCAUUGAUUUGGGCCUUUUGUAGGCAGGCUUUUUCUAAGAAAAUAUUGAAACUUGCUCCAUUUUGUUUUGACUUGUAUCUAAAAACCAUAAUCUAAUUUUGGAUUUUAUGUAAUAGAACUUUGUAUUUUGUGCACUUUGUGUACUUGUUACACCCUCAUCUAGUAGUAACCUAAUACUAUCAUGGUGCCAAGGAAUUGUGAUUGUAAUUCUCAUAUUCACACUUCUCUAAAAUGUGAAUUUUAUAUGACAAAUAAAACACCUGAAAAAUUAA